AUGCCGAGGAGGACACGGGCCAUCUUUGAGGUUGCAGUUACUGUACACAAGAACAUACAACAAAGAGACUUAGAAGCUGGAAGAAACCUCGGCAGUUGGCUACUUCGUCUUUUCGACCGAAUCAAGCCUUCCGCUCAGAUCCGUGGCUCUCCAGUAAUGCUUCCUAGCAACAAGCAGCCACCAAAUCCUAAUAAUUCGCUCCGUUCAAAUAAACUGACUGAUGAAAUCUCAGAUCGAAUCGACAAAAAUCGGCGACUCUUCACGUCUUUCAGCAAGAAUUUCGUGCCUUUGCCGGCCAUUAUGAUGAUGAAGCCAAUAAAGCAAGCUCAGCAGCACUAUUUCUCUUCUAAUUCAGUUCAGCAUUUCUCAUCACUUUUGGAAUGUAGGAGAGGGCACUAUGGUGGUGUUAUUAGGACUGAUAUUGCACUGUGGAUGCAUCAGAAAUGA
Molecule: messenger RNA, 447 nt
Organism: Phalaenopsis equestris
Lineage: Eukaryota; Viridiplantae; Streptophyta; Magnoliopsida; Asparagales; Orchidaceae
Exons: 2
Coding region: 1-447 (148 amino acids)
Source: RefSeq, a predicted model, not a curated record